AUGAGAGAUGCAAUUCAAAGUAGGGUUUCGUCCCCAGGCGCACGUGUGAACACCAACAAGGGGCGGGGCUUAGGGAUUUCGCAGCCCGGGGAGGCGGGUUCCGCCGUGUCGGAUCUGGAGUGGAGACCGCUCUCUGCUUGCGCGUGCGCAUUGCGAACCUUCCCCGACGCUGUUUUCUGCUCCAAGAUGGAAUUCCGCUCCGCGCGGCAAGCAAUAAUGCAGCUGCUACGUACGGUGGCUCCGGCAGACCUCCCAGCGCUGCUCGAGUGGAUGAGAACUACCCGAGAUUUUGAUGAGUUCACUCAAGAUAAUAAUGACAUUAUGUUGAAAAACAUAGCAGAAGACCUUCGGAAUUGCUUACCUCUAGAAACCAUGCUUUCCUCAGAACAUCUAGCGCUCCAAAAAAUACAGCAGCAGCCAGAACCCACAGUGCACGUUGAUGCAUUCCUUUAUGAUGAAGACUUUAUUGAUUCAUUAUGUGAGGAAGGAAAAAUGAGCAGAAACUACUGUAUGGUGUGUGGCUCACACCAGACUGCACCUUUAGGAUUUAUUUCUCAUUCCUUCUCCCUCAUGGAAUUGAAGUUCAUUUAUCAUCAUGUCCUCCCUGAUCUGUCGGGAAAGGUCUUGGUUGACGUUGGCUCCAGGCUUGGCACAGUCCUUUAUGGGGGUUAUCUUUACAGUUCAGCACUGCAACUAUAUGGAGUAGAAUUGAAUGGAGAUUUUUGCCAGUUGCAGGAAAUGGUUAUUAAAAAAUACCAGUUCACUGACAGAAUAAAGGUGCUUCAUGCAGACGUCUGUACCCAAGGUUCACUUCUGCAAAAUGCUGAUGUUGUUAUAAUGAAUAACGUCUUCGAAUAUUUUCUUGAUGAGGCAGAACAGGCCAGAGCCUGGGAAUAUAUCAGCCAUAAUGUAAGGAAACAAGGAUCCUUAUUAGUAACAGUACCAAGCCUUGAAGAUUCUCUCUCAAGUCUUCAGGUCAGACUGCAAGGUGCAAAUAAGAAGAGCCAUUCUUUCUGUUGGAAGAUGAAGAAUUUGGAGAAGCACAGAUUUUUAGUUAGAAGUUACCUUAGGAUAAACCAGUUCAAAUCCAUUUUCUUAGAGAAAGAAAAUUAUAUCUGGAACUUCUUUGCCAAGUGGGAAAAAGCAACUUCCUUAAAAUAGAUCUGCAUUUUGGUGGUAACAUGGGACCCACAAUUUAUGGGGUAAAAUGAAGCUUGCAAAGUACUUUACGUUGGUGUUGAGAAAUUGGAUCCUUCCUACAUUGCUGGUAGGAAUAUAAGUUGGUAGGCGCCGUGGAAAACAGUUUGGUAGUUCCUCAAAAUGUUAGCCAUAGAGUUGCCAUAUGACCUACCAAUUCCACUCCUAGAUAUAUACCCAAGAAAAAGGAAAACUCACAUCCAACCUCAAAACUUGUACACAAAUGUUCAU
Messenger RNA from Leopardus geoffroyi (Geoffroy's cat), 1428 nucleotides. RefSeq lists its product as uncharacterized. The record is from RefSeq and is a predicted model, not a curated record. The transcript is spliced from 8 exons. Gene Ontology annotation, molecular function: methyltransferase activity. Lineage: Eukaryota; Metazoa; Chordata; Mammalia; Carnivora; Felidae. The coding region runs from base 1 to 1161 and encodes 386 amino acids.